Messenger RNA from Macroventuria anomochaeta, 2598 nucleotides. RefSeq lists its product as uncharacterized. Gene Ontology annotation, molecular function: DNA replication origin binding; ATP hydrolysis activity. The transcript is spliced from 2 exons. The record is from RefSeq and is a predicted model, not a curated record. Gene Ontology annotation, cellular component: nucleus; nuclear origin of replication recognition complex. Lineage: Eukaryota; Fungi; Ascomycota; Dothideomycetes; Pleosporales; Didymellaceae. Bases 83 to 2419 code for a protein of 778 amino acids. Gene Ontology annotation, biological process: DNA replication initiation; DNA replication.
CAACAAUCGCAUUAACUGUAUUUCUACACCACCAUGGCGCAACACACAUAAAACAUCGGGCCCUUCAACGCCUGCACAAACAAUGGACGACUCCCCACGCUCCGCAAAACGGAGAAAGCUCGAUACGCCGAAUCGCAACGGUACCGGCACGCCUACACAGAGCUCGACGAACAAGACACCCGCAAGGCUCUCUCGAUCAGCAGCGAAGGCAAAAGGGGAAGCUCUUCCGGAUGUAUGGCAGGACACGACACGAAGGCGCAAGCCAAAGGACCAGCGCAGUGGCGCACCAGCGAAGCCUGCAGCGAUAGAGGAGGAGGAAGACAUCUUCGACGAUAUCGAAGGGGCGCUGGGGGUAGCUAAACCGCCCGCGACAAAGAACCGCCCGGCAAAGGCAGCGUCAAAAGAAGACACAACAACCGCAGACGAGCUGCAAGAGCCUUCUAAGACCCCAAAACGAGGCAGAUUACGUUCCACCAAGAAUGUCCAGAGCGCAAGCCGCAGCGCUUUCAAAGACUUGGUUAGCAGCUACAAACAUGAGGAGGACCCAGAUACAGAUACUCAGGAUGAGCUUGCCGAAGCUGCAACACCUUCAAAGCGAACAAAGACGCCUCGUUUGGCCGCGCGUAAGACACCGGCUGCAAGGUCGACUGGGCGGAAGAAGAAGGAACUGAGUCCUGAAGAUGAGGAAGAGGAGGUUGAUAUGAUGGAAGCCAUUGCUGUCACACUCUCAAAAUCGAAACGACGAAGCAAACCAACACCGUCACGCACAGAAAUAUCAGAUACCGAAGAUGAGCUAGCGAAGCGCCCUCCACCGAGUACCACCAAGAAGGCCGCAGAAAGGCGCCGACAAAACCGUGCCGACCACACCAACAAUCGAUAUGAUGUCGAAAGCUCGCCUGUACUAGAGCUUGCCCAAGACGACGACGAUAUGGAGGUGGAUGGCAACAGCAUACUGGAGAGCGUGCUCGACCCAACUGAACCAAGUCCUUUCAAUAAGCCUCCCUCGGCCCAGAAGGUAGGGCCGGCGUCUGCCAUCAUAUACGGCAAUCUUCCAGCGGGUCGCGAGUUGGACCUGCUGAAGACCAUCGUCAUGGAGCGCAUCACUGGCAAACGUCCUUCACCCCUGGUUGGUCUGGAUGAAGAGUACAGGUCCGUCCACCAGCUUGUCGAGCACACUGUCACAGCAGGGGAGGGCAACUCGCUGCUUCUGAUCGGAGCACGAGGGAGCGGCAAGACAGCACUUGUGAACAAAGUCUUGUCAGAAGUAUCGAAGGACAAUGCUCAGGACUAUCACGUCAUAAGACUGAACGGGUUCAUCCACACAGACGACAAGAUUGCACUACGCGAGGUCUGGCGACAACUGGGCAAAGAGAUGGAUGUUGAGGAGGAUGGCAGCGGCCCGGGCAAGAACUAUGCUGAUACCCUUCAAACACUUCUCGCGCUACUGUCGCAUCCGUCAGAACAAACAGGAGAGCAUACAGACCAUGUAGCUCAGGCAGUCAUCUUCAUCAUGGACGAGUUUGAUUUGUUCGCCCAACAUCCGCGUCAGACUCUGCUGUAUAAUCUGUUCGAUAUUGCGCAGUCACGUAAGGCGCCUAUUGCUGUGCUGGGCCUGACAACCCGGAUCGACGUCACGAAUAGCUUGGAGAAGCGGGUCAAGAGUCGUUUCAGCCAUCGCUACGUACACCUGAGUCUCGCAAAGAGCUUCACAGCCUUUCAAGAGAUUUGCAAAGCUUGUCUAACCAUCCAACCCGAUCAACUGAGCCUUGAGGAGAGAGGCAUACUGGGAGGCGGCACCAAAACCACUCCUGCAAAGAAGUCGAAGAAAGGCCCAACGAUUGAUGUUCUCGGCGAAUGGAACGCCAACAUCGAGAAACUCUUCGCAACCCCCUCCUUCCUCACAAUCCACCUCGCCCCAACCUUCCACCUCACAAAAUCCAUCCCAUCAGCCCUGACCUCCUUCCUCCUCCCCACCACCACCCUCGCCCCCAACACGGCCUUCACACCGACCCUCUCCCUCGCUCCACCAGACUCAAAACUCUUCCUUCUUCCCUCCCUCUCAACCCUCUCCCUCUCUCUCCUCAUCGCCACAGCCCGCCUAGACAUCAUCCACGACUCGGAUACCUGCAACUUCAACAUGGCGUACGACGAGUACAUCACGCUCGCAUCCAAGGCGCGCAUACAGUCUGCCGCGGGCGGGCUGAGCGCUAGUGGGAGUUUGAGUAAAGUGUGGGGUAAGGACGUUGCGAGGCGCGAGUGGGAGGGGUUAGUGGAGUUGGGGUUUGUGAUGCCGGUGGUGGCGGGGCAGAGUGGUGGGUUUGGGAUGUGUAGGUGUGAUGUUAGUCUUGAGGAGAUUGGGGAGGUGUUGAGGGGAGUGAAGGGGGACAAGGGGUUGGAGAGGUGGUGUAGGGUCAUUUGAGCGCUUUCAGAGCAGCGUGUUGAAUGCAAUACAUCAAGAGAUGGGUAUGUUUACGCUAAGCCUGACGGCAGCAGUAUCAGGACAACAGCUCAACACAGCCUCGUCAACAUUACUACCUGUGUGCGCGUUUUGAUCUGCUUUACCAUGCGUAGAAAGAGCAGCUUUGUUGCAAUGUCCGC